Molecule: messenger RNA, 1629 nt
Organism: Peniophora sp. CBMAI 1063
Lineage: Eukaryota; Fungi; Basidiomycota; Agaricomycetes; Russulales; Peniophoraceae
Source: the annotation of a GenBank genome assembly
AUGGACUCGGCUAGCUCCGCUUAUGAUGAUACAACGUUCCGACGUCGGCGCAGGACUAAUAGCAGGAGAGCUAGAACGAAGUUGAGAUCGAGAGUAAGCGACAUCCGGCAGGAGCCCUCCCACGCGCAAACUAGCGCCCGCCCAAGCCAAGAUUUUACAUCGUUCACGAGCAGUUAUCCACUCCCAAAUACCGCCCCUUAUUACGACUACGUACCCGCAACGCCUUAUGAUGUCAGAUCCGAGCCCCCGGCUGUUGACGUUCCACCACGAGUGCCAGAAGAAGACGAAGAGCCCUAUGAAGCGGACAGCGAGAGACGACUCGAACGUCCUCUCCGGAAAUGGGAGCCUCUAGAGGUCUACUACGCGCUGAAUCCGCGAGAAGCUCGACCCACGGGGACUUGGUCCGACGAUGCUUUCGCGGGCUCGGCGUCUGACCUUGACGAUCCGGACAUAAGCAAACGCGGUCGCGAUGUCUCCCACAGAUACGAAUCUCGCCGAUCCUCGUUGGAUCAUUCGAUGGUCAGACAGUGGGUCCUUGACAUCCAACGGCGCACGGAGACACCUACAAGCGAAGAUCGCGAGCCCCUUCCGACCUCUCAAGACGCUCUGUUCCCCGAACAUAACACUCCUAACGAUGGGGUCACGCCUGAUAACGACGCCAACGGCCAGGUGGCUCGCGAGGAUGGGCCUGAUCAUCCGCACGGGCCACUGGAGCAAGCGAUGCUACAUCAGGGUCAAGCGAGCGAAUCCGACCUGUCAUCGUCAGAGCUGGGCGAAGACGUGGAUCGCAGACUUCCCGUGGCUCCCGAUUUCGGCACUGUGAUCAAAGGCUAUUCGCUUUCUUCCGACGAGGACACGCCUGAGGACGAUGGUAGCUCACUACGGAGCCAGCAUGAGCUUGAUUGGUUAUUUGUGUCACCGAAGCCAGCUGUGGUAGAUCGCGGUUGCAUCCGCAGGCCGUCCGAUGUGAUCAUCUCCAGCGAACUUCCAACCGUGCUGUUACAAGGCUCCACCCGCCGCGCGACUUCGCUGGCCACGGGCAUCUUCGCAUCUGUCACCUAUUACCACGAGCUAUGUGCGGCCCAAACAGACGCGGUGCUAGAGACGGUGCAAGCGCGGCUCAGGUCGGAGUGGCAGUUCGCUAUGGCUACGCUGCUAGCUCUCACAGCUGUCGAUGCGACUGUGUUUGGGUUUUCACCCGGUGGAACCCUCUUCGCUGUCAAUAGAGCUGCCAGUUACUGCCUCACGCUGUCGUCUAUAUCAACGGCAAUGGGGCUCACACAGGCAACCUUCCUGCUGAUAACGCACUUCAAAGCCGACGUUCACAAGUUCAAAAAACUCGCGCUGGGCGUAUACUCGAACUACGCCUUCUUCGCCGUCACCUCGCGCCUGCCGUUUCUGUCGGUUCUUGUCUCUGUCACGUCCCUCUCGGCUUUCCUGCUUGCUGUCGCGUUUAUGAUGUGGCCGAAGACGGCGAUCAUCUUUAGCGCGGUGGGAGUGUUGCUUGCUGGUCUGCAAUACUUCGUGAAGGACGCGAAGAAGACGAGCGCACACAAGGAGCGGAGCAGGAAAGACCGCUCUCACCGUGAGGACUCAAAGUGCGACGUCGAGAUGAAGCUUCGCGAGUGA